CUGUGUGUGAUAGUUGGUGGAGGUCAGGGGACGGCCCAGGAUGAAGAUCAGUGAAGACCCAGAGAAGAGCACUGUUCCUGGGAGGAAAUCUGUUUACCGUCUGGUGGAUGCUGAGGGUCAUCCCUUUCUAGACCUCGUGUGUCUGGAGGUGGAGUCUCCUCCGGAGGCAGGAGUCCCUCUGAGCUGUUUCCCUCUGGGGAGCGAUGACUCGGCUGUCUCCAUCACUCCAGCUCAGGUCAGCUGUCUGCGUCAGGAGGUGCUCACCAGAGGACAGGUCACACACCCUCCGUGCAGCGCUGCAGAAACUAGAGCAAAGGUCCACAGCUCCCUCCAGACUCUGCACCCCAAGCACAAGAGGCUGCAUGAGCCGGACUCUUACAAAGUGGCGCUGUCAGAGAAACUCCACAACCUGGUGGCAGAGAUCCGAAGAGGCAGCUCCAACGACAGCAACUUUCUCUUAGCCAACUAAAGAUUUUUAUUUUUUGUGUUUUUACCCAAACCAGUGCAAACAUCUGUGGAGCACUGUCAUAAUGAAACCUAACAGAACUCUGCAAAUAUAUUAAAACCCAAAUGUGUCGUC
Paralichthys olivaceus (Japanese flounder) is the source of this 580-nucleotide messenger RNA. Lineage: Eukaryota; Metazoa; Chordata; Actinopteri; Pleuronectiformes; Paralichthyidae. The record is from RefSeq and is a predicted model, not a curated record.